Mercenaria mercenaria is the source of this 2831-nucleotide messenger RNA. RefSeq names its product mucin-2-like. Gene Ontology annotation, cellular component: extracellular region; plasma membrane. The transcript has 5 exons. The coding region runs from base 59 to 1363 and encodes 434 amino acids. Lineage: Eukaryota; Metazoa; Mollusca; Bivalvia; Venerida; Veneridae. The record is from RefSeq and is a predicted model, not a curated record. Gene Ontology annotation, molecular function: protein binding; chitin binding.
UCGUGGUCUUGUUUAAUUUGACAAGACUUGUUAUUCUCAACACAUCACAACACAAGACAUGUGUAAACUAGGUUUUAUAUUUUUGUUAUUGGGAUUAUUAACCAGGUUUUCGCUUGGAGCUAAAGGCUCGUCGAACUGUGGUACCAAUCAAUGGCAGUGCUCAGAUGGAAGUUGUAUAUUUCUGGUUGCCCGGUGUGACAACUUUCCUGAUUGUACUGACAAAUCAGAUGAACAAGGGUGUGUAUCUGUUGUAUGUAAUGAGGGACAACGACCAUGUACGUCAGGAGAAUGCAUAGACGCAAACAGAUUCUGUGAUGGUGUGAUACACUGUAAAGAUGCUGGUGAUGAACUAGCUGCUGAUUGCCGAGGUAUUAUACGGACAACAACACCGAUGUACAAUGCCAAAAAUUACACAGCAAUAACUGAACCUAACUCAACGGUUUCCUCAAAGACAACGGUAUUUUCUCUGGACCCCUUGCCGAAUCAACAGACAUCUUUGACAGCUCUUCCAUCUACAACAACAUAUCCAGUAACGAGACCAAACUGGAGAAAAUUAUUCACAAUGAAACCAGCAGACAAACCAACUACGCUGCCUGCACCUCCUUCACCAACUACACUGCCAGCACCUCACCCACCUUUAAUUUUUGUACCAAUCGAGACACACAGAAAGACCGAACUUCCAAAAUGGCCGACUUGGCCUCAACAAAUUACACGAAAGUUCGGGCAUAUGACUCCCGCAAGAACAUCAAUGGAGACUACUACAAUGAGGUCUACAACACCAUACUGGUAUAACUGGUAUAACACCACGUAUCAGCCAACCACGUCACGAACACCGUGUGUAGAGGUGGAAGACCGUUUUGAAUUUUGCCGGCGUCGUUACCGUGGUUACUUCCGCCACCCUAAUGACUGUAAACAAUACAUAGUGUGUGAAUGGGGAUUUAUGCAUAUAUGUACAUGUCCUAAUGACACACACUGGGAUCUGCGUAUAAUCGCAUGUGUCUGGGAAUAUACAUCACCAUGCAUAACAGGACAAUAUGACAAACCAAUAAUACCUGACCAAACAACAAGGGUGGUCACUUCAUCUUCUGCAAUUACUCCUUCAAAAUCCUCUAUCGCAACAACCACAAGCCAUUCUGCAACAACAACAAUAACACCUAGUCAUACGACAACAACAGAGUUUGUGCCGCCACCAAUACGACUUCGAGCUUUGCCCGCAACACCUGCUUGGUUGAAAGAGCUAACGGAAAAGACAUUCUUGAAGCCUCAUGAACCACCACCUCCGCGCUAUCAGUCAUUGCUGACACGAUUUUUCAAGGCUAUACCACAGGACGGGGUUACUCAGAGCAUCAGGUUGAAUAAAUAGAACUCCUUUUGCGUUUGUUCAAAUUUAAAAUACCUUGUGGGCUCUGAUGUUAUUGUUCUAAAAUAUACUGUAUAAUAGUAAUUGCUUUGACCAAAACUUUCGUUUACCGUAUUUCAAAGACAUAUCAUAAAGAUAAACUAAUAAACUGAUAAAUUAAUCAAUGUUUCAGUAAAUGGACAAGACAUAAAAUGUCAAUACAAACUUAAAAAAACAUGGCACAAUUGUGUACUUCAAGUCAAAUGACUAACAAUUAAUUGCGGAAAGCCCAAACAAUUAUUUACAGCAGCCUCAAAAUGGUUCAUAGCCGAUGCUGGAUGGGAGGGGGCGUAAGGGAUGUUGCACUUUCCAUUACUUCUCAUGAACAGACUCUGGUGUUUUUCUGCUUGGUUGUAUUCUAUCCUUCCAAAGAAUCUUUUUACAGAUUUUUAUACUCGCCUAAACGCACAAAAAAUCAAUCCCUAUGAAAUCGGUUUUUUCUGGAUCGUGUGUGACUAAUAAUGCACAUUUUAUUCAUUAAAAGUUUAACUUUUCAACUACAUGCACAUUUAUAAUGUUGCCUGCACAUUUUAUGAUCAUAUGCAUCUAUAAAACGCGCGUUUCGUUUCAGUUUAAGUAUAUACUAGGAUUUCAAAAUAUUACCGUGAAGUCACUCUAAAAGCUGAAUUAUAUUGUUUACAUGUUUAAAGUACAGAAAUGAAAAAAACUAAAGGGCAUUUUAGAAGGGAAAAGGUAAAAAGCAAAAGCAAAACAAAAGAUGAAAAAGGAGUGUUUCCGGAAAAGUAGCCAGCGAUUGUAUCUUUUUUAGCAAGGAAUAUUACAGAUGUGUCAUUCCUUUAUUUAAGUGUUUUCCAAAGAUAAGAGAAUAAAGCUGUACUUAACAAGUGUAUAAAAAUAAAAGCAACCCUAUAUGAACUUGCUGUUGAUAAAAUAACAUUUGGGGUUUUCUGCAAAAACUGCCGUUUUGUACAUUCAUAUUUUUAUUGUAGAUGUUUUUACAAAAAUAUAUUAACUGAUGAUGACAAAAGCAACAAAUGUCUUCAAUAUGUGUGAAACCAUGUUGUUCGUAGGAUGCCUUGUCUUAUGUUGAUAUAUAGUUACAUUUCAAAUAACACACAUUUAUUGCUUUAGUCUUGUACUAGCCAUGUCGUCUGUUCUUUUUUAUGAGAGUAAAAAGUGUCCAUAAAAGCCACCAGAGUAAAAAUAACCCCACGCUCUUUGAUCAGUGAUAUGUUUAUUUUCAGAUACCUUUCAUUGUGGUAUGGUAUACUUUAUUAUGAUAAAGUGCUUUGUUAGCAUAGUUUGAACCUACUUAUUUUUUACUGUCUUUUCAAGCUAACCACUUAACACAAUAAAGAAAUAAAGAAAAAGAAAAUAAUACAUUGCUGAAUUAAAACUUUUUAACUGCACUGUAACUGUCUAAUUUUCCAAUACAAGAAAUGUAUAUGUACAUGUAUAAUACUAUUUUAAA